Xenopus tropicalis (tropical clawed frog) is the source of this 1346-nucleotide messenger RNA. Its product is annotated as protein-arginine deiminase type-1-like. The record is from RefSeq and is a predicted model, not a curated record. The coding region runs from base 777 to 1346 and encodes 189 amino acids. The transcript is spliced from 5 exons. Gene Ontology annotation, molecular function: protein-arginine deiminase activity; calcium ion binding. Lineage: Eukaryota; Metazoa; Chordata; Amphibia; Anura; Pipidae. Gene Ontology annotation, cellular component: cytoplasm.
GGUACCGGCAGGGACACAGCCCAACCCACACACUGUACCGCCGUCUGCAGAGAGGCUGAGCCACUGAUACCCCCCCAGGGGGCAGCAAGGAGGGACUCACAGCCCCGGCAAUAUAAGGAGAGGCUGAGCCACUGAUACCCCAGGAGGGCAGGAAGGAGGGACUCAAUAUAAGGAGAGGCUGAGCCACUGAUACCCCAGGAGGGCAGGAAGGAGGGACUCAAUAUAAGGAGAGGCUGAGCCACUGAUACCCCAGGAGGGCAGGAAGGAGGGACUCAAUAUAAGGAGAGGCUGAGCCACUGAUACCCCAGGAAGGCAGGAAGGAGGGACUCAAUAUAAGGAGAGGCUGAGCCACUGAUACCCCAGGAGGGCAGGAAGGAGGGACUCAAUAUAAGGAGAGGCUGAGCCACUGAUACCCCAGGAGGGCAGGAAGGAGGGACUCAAUAUAAGGAGAGGCUGAGCCACUGAUACCCCAGGAGGGCAGGAAGGAGGGACUCAAUAUAAGGAGAGGCUGAGCCACUGAUACCCCAGGAGGGCAGGAAGGAGGGACUCUAUAUAAGGAGAGGCUGAGCCACUGAUACCCCAGGAGGGCAGGAAGGAGGGACUCUAUAUAAGGAGAGGCUGAGCCACUGAUACCCCAGGAGGGCAGGAAGGAGGGACUCUAUAUAAGGAGAGGCUAAGCCACUGAUACCCCAGGAGGGCAGCAGGGGGUACCAGCCAAUCAGCAGGAGGAGAGACGGGCACUAUACGGGCACUAUAGGGGAAUAUAGAGGAGAAUCAUGGCCCAGAGAUCUAUAGCAACUUCCUAUCGGGCCCCCACCUAUGAUGUGUGUGUGGUUGGCCAAGAGCUGACACUCGAUAUUUACAGGGAAGUUCCUGGAGGGGCUGAGUAUUUCGAGGUUCUGGGGACCCCCCCAAUAGAUGUGACUCUCAUCUGCCCCUCAAACCAAGCGGAGAAGCCUCAGAAAGGAGUCAAACUGCCCCUCAACCAAUCAGCUGGCAUCGUGGUUUCCCCCCGCAGAGUCAGCGCGGCCCUGUAUGACAUGAAGGUCAGAGUCUCCUAUUAUGGGAGGAAAGGGAACGGCGUGGGCACCGCGCUAUUGUACCUGACCUGUGUCUGGGUCUCUUUGGAUGUGGAUGUGAAGCGCGUCGGAACCGUCAGUCGGGGGGUGAAGGAUAAGGUAAGUGAAAGCAGUCUCUCUGCUUGUCUCUCGCUCUGUGUCUCACUGUCUCUAUCUUUCUCUACCUCUCUCUAUGUCUCUAUCUCUCCCUGGGACAUGGGAGUGGGGGCCACAGGGGACCGGGGCGAUACUAUUGGCCAACUGCGACCGAGACCGACCCGUCCCUAA